AGUCCUCAUAUGCGUAGCUGAGCGGCCAUCUUUUGGUUGGUAAACCACUGGGAUCACUGCUCUCAGAGGUGAUCCACUAGGACCAGCAUACCGAGUCUUGUUGACGGCAUCGCACACUUUGGCUCUCAAGGACUCCCAUAUUAGGUGCUACAUUGCAAUGCCAGUCUCUUGUGCUGCAUCUGGAUGCAAGUCCAGGUAUACUUUGGAGGCCAGGAAGAAGGGUAUAACCUUUCACAGAUUUCCAAGGUCCAAUCCUACUUUAUUGGAUAAAUGGAGGGUAGCCAUUAAAAGAGCCACUAGCACAGGGGAGCUGUGGAUGCCCUCUCGCUACCAGAGGCUUUGUAGCUUGCACUUUAAGCAGAGCUGCUUCGACACCACUGGCCAAACAAAAAGGCUUCGUGAUGAUGUCAUACCCAGCAUCUUUAAUUUUACAGAUGACAUUAAGACAGAAAUUCCUGAAAAGGAUCCUAUGCCUGCCACCAUGAGUGAACCCACUGAGCCAGAGGUGACAACUAUGGCCAAAGCAGUUCAGACCUUACCAGCAAAUAAAGAAGCCAUUAAUAACUGCAUACAGCUACAGGAUCAUCUCUAUUUCACCCCUGAUGUUGAAACUUUGAAAAAAAAGUUGCAGGCUUCAGAGUAUUCAAGAGCACAGAAAGAAAAAGAAUUAAGGAAUGCAAAAGAGCGAGAAAAGCGCCUACGGCAGACUUGCCCAACUAUCUAUAGGGCUCUCCGCAAGAGAAAACUUCUUAGUCCACAACUUCAAGAAAAGCUUCAGCAGUAUGGAGAUAUUCCCUUGGAUCUAUUCAAAAAACCUGCAUCUGAGUACUCUGCACAGCAGCGUCUGUUUUCUCUGACUUUACAGCUUCACGAUCCAUCUUCCUACAGAUACAUAGGAAAUGGAUUUAAAGUGCCCUUACCAAGGCCACGGAAACUCCGCCAGUGGCUUAAGACAGAUUGCGAUAAACCAGGUUUCAAUUCCUUAGUUUUGGAGGCAUUGCUGAAAAAGAAAGAAGAGCAUCCUGAGGUCUAUUCCUUGGCAACUCUUGUAGUGGAUACAAUGUCCAUUCAACAACAUGUCACAUUUGAUUCGCAACAGAAUGAACUUGUUGGUUUUGUGAACUUGGGAAAAAGUUCAGCAGCUGGUGGGAGCCAAGAGGUAGCCGAUGAAACCCUAAUGUUCAUGCUGGAAGGAACUGUCGGUAACUGGGAAGCUCCUAUUGCUUAUUUCUUUGUAAAAUCUUUAACUGCUGAAGCCCAAAAGCAACUCCUUUUACAUGUUCUUCAUGAACUCUGGGAUAAUGACAUUGUGGUAGAUGUCAUCGCAAUGGAUAGAAACCUCCGUAACCAAGAAAUGUGCUCUCUCCUUGGCUGUGACUUCUCUGAUGCCAAGCAUCUCCAAACCCACUUUUAUUUGCCCAACAGUGACAGAAAACAUUAUAUCGUCUUCAGUGUCCACCAAGAGCUAAAGUUGGUCACAGAUAUGCUACAGGAGACUGGCAGCAUACAGAGUUCUGAUGGACUAGUACUAUGGAAGUACAUCGAUGAUGUAUUGAACUUAGAAAAACUGCAAAUUCGGCUUCCUGUAGAAAUGAUCACUCAACUGAUAAAGAUUAAAUUGACUCUGAACAAGCUUAGUUAUCCGGUUGCAAAUGCUCUCUCAAUGCUACAGGAAUUAAAAUCUGAAAAGUUUGCGGAGUCUACAGCAACAAUAAAAUUUAUUCAGGUUGUUCAUCAGCUGUUCAGUAUUUUAUGUAGCAGCAGUUCCAAAGGAAGGAGAGACAAUGGACCUAUUGAUUCUAUCAACCUUAAAGAAACAUUGCAUGUCCUGCAGACGACUGAGGAAUACCUUUUGAGUUUGACUAUGAUUGAUAAUUACCCUGUCUAUCAAAGCUCCAGAGGAUGGUAUAUACUUGGUUUCAUUGCAAAUAUCACGUCAUUUACAGCAUUGCUUCCAUAUUUACUGCAGUACAAGGAUUGUAUUUUGACACAUAGAUUCAGCACCGAACGCCUGAAAAUGUUUUUCAACAGUAUCAGAAAAUCAGGUCAGUCAGAUGAAAGUCCUACAGCCCUUGAAGUCAAGCUUGCAGUACAGCAGCGGUUGUGCCAGUGCGGCCUGUUGAACAUUAAUAAACAAAAUCAUCCAGUGACAAGUGAAAUCAGCUUUGUUCAUGUUGCUGGAGAUCCGGUUCCUUCCAUCUAUACUCCAGGUUUAGAAUCUCCAUUUGAAGAGAAUAGCGUCAUGCUACCAGACCAUUUCUACGGAUCACGCAUACUGGACACAAUACUUCACAAUGCACAGACGUAUAUUGCGGGCUGGGUGGUGCAGAAAGCAUUCAGUCAGCUUUCUUGUACUCAGUGCAGGUGUGCUCUAGUGACAUCACAUAUCCCACAGAAUUUAAAAAAAGCUUAUCAUUUGUUGAAGCUGAAGCAUGGGAGAGUUUAUUUUGUACCAUCAGAGGGAACUAACAAAAUUGUAGAAACAGCAGAAAAGGAACUUAAUAACUUGUUAAAUAACGAUCAGUGCGAUCCUAGAAAUUACUGUUUUCUGCUGCAGCAUCAUGUACUGUCUUCACUGGGCUCAAAUGAUAUCUUUAACCUUAAUAUGCACAUUAUAGAAACCGAGAUCGGAAUUGAUAAUCACUACUUUCAGCUUUUACGGAUGGUCACAACUCUUUACUAUGAAUUACGUCAACCUUAUAUAGCUAAAUUAAUGCAAAGAAAGUAUUAUAAAGCACAUGUGAAACAGAUACUAACUCAACCUGUCCAUGUGUUCACUGAAGAAUAUCAAUCCAAUACAUGAAAACAAGCUGUUCUGCCUUAUAAAGAUAACUAUGUACAAAGUGACAGAGUAUAUAACACUACAAACUCUUAUUUAUCUGGAUAUUUGUAUAUUUAUAUACUGAAACUCUUUUCUUCCCUACUUUUAGUAUUUAACACAAAAAAAAUGUACAAUCAAAUUUAUGGGAACAAGGAAAACAUUUAACCAACUUUGACCUUUUUGAUUGGAUUUAUCACCUGUUAUGUGCUUUAGAGAUCCAGUGCCAAUAAAAAAAACAAAAAACUUUUAUAUAGAGAAUUCAGUGCAAUACUGUAAUGUGACUACUACUUGGAAGUGAUAUGGAAAAUGUGACAGUAACUAUACUUUACAGAAAUAUGGAAACAAUUAGAAAUAAAGCAAUCAAGAACGAAA
Molecule: messenger RNA, 3193 nt
Organism: Pelobates fuscus (common spadefoot toad)
Lineage: Eukaryota; Metazoa; Chordata; Amphibia; Anura; Pelobatidae
Gene: THAP9
Product: THAP domain containing 9
Exons: 11
Coding region: 158-2803 (881 amino acids)
Source: RefSeq, a predicted model, not a curated record